CUCUUUAGAGGUGGGUUCGCAGUGCGUGGGAAAGUUGUAGUAAAUGUGCCACGUCUGCUGGGAACAGGGAAUCAUGAACGUGCCAGAGGCCGUCAUCCUUAAGUCUUCAACUACAUUCUUAGCUCUAUGAGGUCGGGGGCCCGUUCUCUGUUUUUGUAGGAACUUCUUUCCUACUCCAGCAACAUGAGGCUUUUCUUGUGGAACGCGGUGCUGACGCUGUUGGUCACUUCUUUGAGUGGGGCUCUGAUCCCUGAACCAGAAGUGAAAAUUGAGGUGCUCCAGAAGCCUUUCAUCUGCCAUCGCAAGACCAAAGGGGGGGAUUUGAUGUUGGUCCACUAUGAAGGUUACUUAGAAAAGGAUGGCUCCUUGUUUCACUCUACUCACAAACAUAACAAUGGUCAGCCGAUUUGGUUUACCUUGGGCAUCCUGGAGGCUCUCAAAGGUUGGGACCAAGGCUUGAAGGGAAUGUGUGUAGGAGAGAAGAGAAAGCUCAUCAUUCCUCCUGCCCUGGGUUAUGGAAAAGAAGGAAAAGGUAAAAUUCCCCCAGAGAGUACGCUGAUAUUUAACAUUGAUCUUUUGGAAAUUCGAAAUGGACCAAGAUCCCAUGAGUCAUUCCAAGAAAUGGAUCUUAAUGAUGACUGGAAACUCUCUAAAGCUGAGGUUAAAGUGUAUUUAAAGAAGGAGUUUGAAAAGCACGGAGCAGUGGUGAAUGAAAGUCAUCAUGAUGUUUUGGUGGAGGAUAUUUUCGAUAAAGAAGAUGAAGACAAAGAUGGAUUUAUAUCUGCCAGAGAAUUUACAUAUAAACAUGAUGAGUUAUAGAGAAACACAUGCCCACUUUCUAUGGCAUGCAUCCUGAAAGACAGGGCAACCAUUUUUAAAGAAAGUCUUAUUUUUAAAUAAUGUGCUGUUCUUUUUCUGUUUUUUAUUUCUAUAUAUUUUUCUGAAUAUUAUUCGAAGAAACCCUUAGGAUUCCUAAUUUCCCAUUUCUUUCCGGUGAGUUAUUGGGAAGAAAAAAUUAAUUUUUCUUUGAAUAGAAGACUUCUGGACCAUUUUCCACUUUCACAUAUGAAGCCUUCUGUUUAACUUGCUUACUUGUAAUUUUAAAAAUAUUGCAGCUGGGAACAAGCCCAAAAUGAGACCAGGUUAUAGCACAAAUUAGCCCCCUCUAUUUCUACUUCUCUCUAUUUUCUCCAAGUUAGAUACUGACAUUUGAAGAUUGCCCAAGGCUUACGGUUUUCAUGUUAUAAUGAAACAGUGUGUCUGUAACUGCCUUUGAGUCUGCUUAAGGGAAGAGGAAAAUAGUUGUUGAACUGGCCUUGUUAACAGUUAUUGCUCGACUGAGGAGAUGUGCAAUGCUGCAGUGAAUAACAAAGUUAAUGACUUAUAAAUAUGUAUACAUUGAAACAUUCUGCCCAGGACUUAAGCUGUAUAAGGUUCGGUUCCUAGUGACUAAUAAAUAACCUAUAAUGAUUAAUAGGACAAAUUAUUUAUGUAUGUGGUUCUUUGUAAUAAUGUGUCAAAAUUUUGUAGCUGAGGUACAGAGUUGUGUUUAGUCAGUGUUUACUUUUUAAGUCUAGCCAAUGACCCUUCCUGGUAUAUUAAUGAAUAAAAUCUAUAACUAGUGUAUUCCACUACAGUAACAUUGUAUCAUGAGUGAAAUUUAUAAGCCAAUCAAAAAUUUCCCAUUUCUGCUUAUCAAAAAUAUGACACAGGCCUACAGCAGCUACUAUUGCAUAGACAUCUGUCCUGGGUCAAAAAAUGGGAUUUUAUAAUUUUCCCUGAAAUUGGCUUUUAUCCUUAUUACUUUGAGAAAGCCCCCAAAUCUCCAUUUCACUAAGAAUAGUUCUUUAUUGUUUAGGAAGUGAUCUCAAGUGCAUCGUCUUUGAUUUUCAUUGUUCUGAAGCCUAUGAACAAAGCUGGUGGAUCUUGGCGAACCUAUUUUAUAGAUGAGGAAAUUAUUCUUCAAAGAGAUUGUUUUGCCCGAGGUCAACAGCUAAGUUGUACAGCAAGAUUGCAGUCCCCAAGUUCAGUAUCUUGUAUUGUCCUCCUUUGACUUCACUGGGCCUAAUUCUGUCUUCAAUUUGUUCUCCAAACAGUCAAUGCUGUUUUUAUCUUUGGGUCCUUAUCCUUUGAAGAUGGUUUAUUGGCUGUUUUGGGUGCUUUUGAAUUCUUCCCCUGAUCUAGGAAUGGUUCUGGUUUCAUUGUUGGGGUUAGCACUGAAUUCCCUCAAAAACCCUCUACUGUGAGAAGGUCCAGGUGUGUGUCUUAGUUCUUUCAUUCUUGUUUUACCUCUAGGUUUUUGUUGUUGUUGUUGUUGUUGUUUUAGAGAAUUACGAAUAAUUAUUAUAUCACAUACAGGCUAUUUUCACUAGUUGUAUAUUGCAUUUUCCUCAUUAAAACAUAAAGGUCUUGGGAAGGACAUAUAUAACCUUUUUCUGAUGAAAUCAGCUAUAUGUAGAAAACUCUUAAAUUGUCACUGCUGUUUUCCUCAACCUGGAGGAGUUAUGAACCACAGUAGGGAAAGCCUUAUGCUGUGUUCAUCGGGAAGGAACGAGCUUGUCACGUGGUGCUACCCUGUAUAGACAUUACUGGCAAUGCUCUCUCUGGUAGAGCAGGGAAAGUAAAAAGAAUUUUGAUUAUUCGGGCAGCAUAUUUCUUUAUCUCACGUGACUUUAUAUCAACUCCCAUCUAAAUAUUUAGACAGAAGUAUGAAAUGAAAGCAUAUAAAUAAGUUAUGAUUGUUUUUAAGUAUCUGCUUUGGUUUAGCUGCAACUUUAUGUCUUUCCAUCCACGGAAAUAAUCAGACAUCAAUGGCGACCUCACUUGUAAUAUAAUUUGACUCAUUAAUAUUGCUAGAUGUGUCCUAUUUAAAUUUAUAUGACAAUGUUGUAUUUUCAAAAUAAAUUUUAUUUGGGGAAUAAUUGGUUUUCUGAAAAAUUCUUCAAGCACCUGUUUCCUCAGCAGCUUUAUUGAUGUUCCUAACUAUUAUUCUAGGUUUUAUGUUGAAACCAGAUGGGGAAGAUGGACAAGUCGUCGUAGGAGAGGGGUGUAGUGACACUUUGUGCCUCUGAUUAUCUAUUCUAUUUAGAUAUAUUUGUAAGGAAAGCUGUGGUUCCUUUUAAAUUGUCUUGAAAUAAGCAUUAAAUAUUGAGCAUGACGGGCAGUAGUUAAUAGUGAAUGUGGGGUAUGGGAGAAAGUAUAUGUGUUGGGUUUUGUUUAGUUUGUUUGGUUUUGGUGGUAAUUACCACUAUUGUUUUGGUUUGGGAUUUUAUUUUGUCAGAGAUGGACAUUAUGAUGAUUAAUGCCCAGUGAGUACUGAAUACUAUAAAAUACCUUAUGUAAUUAAAUGAAAUACCGGGUUGCCAUAAAAAUAACGGGAAACAAUGAUUUCUGAUUUGAAUGGGGAAUUAGCCAUUUGAAUCUUUACUUGUGGAAAUGAAUUUGUACUCACCUUAUUCAUGAUAAUAGGAUAUUCUGUACAUCUACAAUGCUAUUAGAUAUCAGCAUGCUGUCUGUCCCCACUGAACUGAAUGUAUGGAUGAUUUCUCAGUGUUGUUUGGAAAUUGCAAGAGGAGAAAAAGAGACUUGGUGGAGUAUUAUGGGUAAAACUCUAUCUUUUAACUUUUUACUAAAAAAAAAUGAAUUGUAAUAGCCACGCUGGGGAAAAAUAACAAGGAACUUAUUUUCAAGAGAUACAGAGCACUUGGUCAUAAGGGUGUUUUGUUUAGUUUUUGUUUCUUACUCACUUUCAUUUGAAUUGGAAUCUAAAAUGUCAUAUGCCCAUUUGAAAACAUGAAAAUUAUAGUACUUCUAUCUCUUAUAUCUGUAGCAUUGUUUUUAGUAAGAUUUGCAUAUUCUCUUUAGUGCAGUGAAAUCCAUACAUUCUUAUGUCUGGGUUUGGAGUCUUUAUUGGAAGGUAAAUUCUUUCUUCUGUUUAAAAUAUUGGUUUGCCUUGGGGCGCCUAGGUGGCUCAGUUGGUUAAGCGUCAGACU
Ailuropoda melanoleuca (giant panda) is the source of this 3992-nucleotide messenger RNA. It is a transcript of the gene FKBP14, whose product is annotated as FKBP prolyl isomerase 14. The transcript is spliced from 4 exons. The coding region runs from base 184 to 819 and encodes 211 amino acids. Gene Ontology annotation, molecular function: peptidyl-prolyl cis-trans isomerase activity; calcium ion binding. Lineage: Eukaryota; Metazoa; Chordata; Mammalia; Carnivora; Ursidae. The record is from RefSeq and is a predicted model, not a curated record.